Messenger RNA from Scylla paramamosain (green mud crab), 2255 nucleotides. RefSeq lists its product as uncharacterized. The record is from RefSeq and is a predicted model, not a curated record. The transcript has 6 exons. The coding region runs from base 709 to 1848 and encodes 379 amino acids. NCBI's taxonomy places the organism in Eukaryota, Metazoa, Arthropoda, Malacostraca, Decapoda, Portunidae.
UAAGAUUGCGCAAUAUGAGGUGAGCGGCUUGUGGCAACACCUCUCAAGGACGAAGUUGGAGACUAACUGGCAAUUAGAUCUGAACCACGUAAAUAGACGCGCAGGCAGCGACGCAGGUUAGUUCAGAAGAGAAAGCGAAGAGGAGCUCCUAUGGAGAGUGAAUAUUCGCCCUGGAAAAGUAAAACCGGCGGGGGUGAUGGAGGGCGCCGAGGAGGUGGCGGCGCGGGCACCAUGGCGGCGCCCCCCUCCUCGGCUAUGGUCCAUCUGCUGCCACCCGUGAUGGAGGUGGAGGAGGACGCCCCCCAGCCUGACACCCUGCUGAGGCUCGGGAACACCUGGCCCAGUUGACUCGACAAGGAGGACACGCAGGAUGGAGUUGUGGAGAGGUGGCCGCCGGUGUCUACCUACUGGCCUGCCGCCCCUCAUGCCUGCCCUGCUGUGGACUCCUGCAGCGACCUGGGGGAGAGUGUGGAGGAGGCUUCUGUCACGUGGUGCUCGUCCUCGGGGUACCACAGCCAGGCGCCUCGACCCUUCACUACCACCACCGCCACCAGUGAAGCCAGCCUGAGACUCCCUAUUGGCGGUGAAGAUGAUGAAAGUGAUGAUAGUGAUGAUGACAGCGCCUGGGGAGAGGAUGAGUGGCCCCUGGAACGCCCCCUACCCUUGCCUGAGUGGGGAUGUGGUCGUCCCUCUUUGGUCUUUCCCACCAUGCAGGAUUAUAGAAGGUUCCUAAGCCGUGUGUCCACUCGUCUCCGCCGCGCUCUGGCACUGCAGCCCUACGACUCCGUGUCCAACUUUGUCAUCUCUGGGGCUCCCUCCACCCGGGGCUGCCAGAUCCCGCCACCGUACUCCCUGCGCGGCGCCACAGCUGAAAGGGACGGAGAGAGGGGGCACCAAACCUCCCCUCCUCUGUUUGCAGAAGAGUACAAAGCCUCAGAGUUCUCCAGCCUGCAGGACUUCUACCGCUACUAUGACCCGCCGCUCGUGUCAGGACGGUACACUUGCGUGGGUCUGGCGGCCGACCUCGCUUCCCGGCUUGCAGACCUUGAAGGACACUACCCCGGGUUCAAGGAUUCUAUCUAUCAGGUGUCAUGCGAGGAGGAGGUGACGGAAGAGGAGGUAGCGGACAUCAUAUCCACGGAAGAGCCAAGCCCCUCCGCCUCCUUCAAAGAACACGUGUUACUAUGCGUGCGGAUCCGUGUGGAGGGGCGCGCUGGAGUCGUCCUCUUAGACCCCGGUUAUCACGUGCCUUGUCCUGUAACGGUCAUGGAGGACGGGUUGGCGCCUCACUCCGGCCCUGUUGAAACUGCCACCACCCGCUCAGAUGUCCAGAGAAUUUAUACCUAUCAUUUCCCAUCAAAUUCUUCCUCCUACGUCAUCUGGGAGGUGGAGGAGAAGAGAGGUGGAAAGAGUAAGUGGACGAGGAGUCUUGUACACGUAUCUCGUCCUUAUCUCUCCGGUGUGGAUGUGACGGAAAGGCGUAAUUUAGCCUAUACGUUCAAGACUCUGCUAGGGCGUGAUGCUGCGGGGAAAUUUAACGCUGGAUUGUACUUCGUCAUCAAGCCGUCAUCGUCACCGUCAUCUACCGCCGUCUCCUUCUUCCGCAAAGUCAACGGGGAGAUGAAACACGUGAAGAAAUCUUUGGCCUAUUUCCUCCAGAGCGAAGAGAAGGAAGAGAUAGAUGAUGAGGUGGAAGAAGCGGUGUUGGCGGUGGAGAAUGGAGUAAGGAGAGCAAGAGGUGAAGUCCGCGCUACCCUCAUCACGCUGGCUAACCUUCUGCAAGACAAAGGCUUCUUGGCUGACCUGCUUGAGCUAAAUCGGGCGCUGGAAACCUUAGGGGAGCCGUAAGAAGGGUGCAUAUCCUUGCCUUUCGUAAUCAUCGCGGAAACGUGGCACAUCGUUAACACUUGAAAGUUGAUUUUUUUUUUUCUUAAGGAAAGGAUUGUUUUUUUUUAUUGGUAACACUUGAAGAUUAUAAGGUUUUUUUUUUUAGUGAGAACAGAUUUAUUUAUUUUUUUUUUUUUGUUAACACUUGGAAAUUAUAGUUUUUAAUGAGGAAAGGAUAAAUUUGGUGUCCUAUGGUUAUGAUCUUGAUAAUAUUGUUAAAUUUAAUCAUGUAUCAGAGUAAUGUAUUUUCUUAUCUGGCGUUAAACCUUUGUGCCUUUUUGAUAUGAAUCAUUGCACUUUGAUAUCAACCGUGAAAUUUUUGUAACACAUUGGUCUUUGUUCGUGAUAGAAUAAAUUUUGAUGGAGGA